AUGAUGGGUUCCGCUCGGUGGGCCUGCGCGCUGCUGCUGCUGCUACUGGCAGCGCACGCGCAUGCGGAUGUGUCUAUAAAAAGCGUAGAUCGCAAGAUCAACCUCAAGACACAGAUAGCGAGGGUCACGGAUGUGAUCGAGUUCACUUCCAGCAGCGGAGCUGCCAGCUCGGUGCUGUUGUGCUAUCCGAGCCGGCUGGCGGAGCGCAUCGCGCGCCUGCGGGUGACCGCCGGCGACGCCAAAGCCGAGGCCGUGCCCGCAGCGGCGCCGGCCGGCGCGCCGGACGGCGUGUCCUGCUUCAGCGUGGCCGUCGCCCUGGCAGAUGGCGGGUCAGUGUCUGUCGAGGCUGCGGCGUCAAUCACCAGCGUGAUGACGCCCAACCCCGCCAAGGUCGCCCAGGACGAGCCCAUGCUGGUCGAGUACCGGGACACGCUUUACGCGGUGUCGCCCUACAAGAUCGACAAGCAGAGCACCACGGUGACUCUGCCCACGGCCAACGUGGUCAAGUUCAGCCCCAAGUCCAAGGGCUCGCAGGAUGGCGGCAAGAUCGCCUUCAAGAAGCUGGCCGCCGCGGAGCCCUGGACGCUCACGCCCCUGAAGCUGCACUUCCAGCACGACAAGCAGUUCAAAAAGGUGCUGACGCUUGUCCGCGAGAUCGAGGUGUCGCACUGGGGCAACAUAUAUGUUGAGGAGUCAUACAUCCUGCAAAACGCGGGCGCGGAGCACAAGGGGCAGUUCAGCCGCCUGCGCCACACGCACAACGUCGUGUACCGCGCGACGAGCUUCCAGGUGAGACCCUCAAACCAACUAUGCAGUUGGUCGCCAAUGUGA
Messenger RNA from Monoraphidium neglectum, 831 nucleotides. Its product is annotated as oligosaccharyltransferase complexsubunit alpha (ribophorin I). Bases 1 to 831 code for a protein of 276 amino acids. Lineage: Eukaryota; Viridiplantae; Chlorophyta; Chlorophyceae; Sphaeropleales; Selenastraceae. The record is from RefSeq and is a predicted model, not a curated record. The transcript has 6 exons. Gene Ontology annotation, cellular component: membrane; oligosaccharyltransferase complex.